This is a messenger RNA of Danio rerio (zebrafish), 2629 nucleotides long. RefSeq names its product solute carrier family 15 member 1b (gene slc15a1b). Gene Ontology annotation, cellular component: plasma membrane; apical plasma membrane; membrane. Lineage: Eukaryota; Metazoa; Chordata; Actinopteri; Cypriniformes; Danionidae. Gene Ontology annotation, molecular function: transmembrane transporter activity. The record is from RefSeq and is marked provisional. Gene Ontology annotation, biological process: transmembrane transport; neutral amino acid transport; oligopeptide transport.
AGCUACGUCUGUCCUGGCUGGUGUGUGUGUAUGUGUGUGUGAGUGAGUGUGUCUCUACAUUAAAGGAUAUUAUCACCAGUGGACCAGAAAACAGUCUCAGUCGGAGGAGUCACCAUGGCAGACAAAGAGGGACACAAGCAGAAGAAGGAAAGGGCAAGUUGCUUUGGAUAUCCUGUCAGUAUAUUUUUUAUUGUGGUGAAUGAGUUCUGUGAGCGAUUCUCCUACUAUGGCAUGAAAGCGGUGCUGGUCCUGUACUUCAAGUAUUUCAUUGGUUGGGAUGAUGACCUGUCCACCACCAUCUACCACACGUUUGUGGCUCUCUGCUACCUUACACCCAUCAUGGGAGCCAUUAUUGCGGACUCGUGGCUGGGAAAGUUCAAGACUAUCGUGUAUCUGUCCAUAGUGUACACCAUUGGUCAGGUGAUCAUGGCUAUCAGUGCCAUCCAUGACAUCACAGAUGCUAACAGAGACGGCAAGCCUGACAACAAGACCUUACACAUAUCCUUGUCGAUGUUGGGGCUCAUCUUGAUUGCUUUGGGAACAGGAGGAAUUAAACCCUGUGUGGCAGCAUUUGGAGGAGAUCAGUUUGAAGAUCACCAGGAAAAACAAAGAAGCACUUUCUUUUCCAUCUUCUAUCUGUCCAUCAAUGCUGGCAGUCUGCUCUCCACUCUCAUCACACCCAUCCUGAGAUCCCAGGAAUGUGGCAUCUACGCAAAGCAGAGCUGUUAUCCUCUGGCGUUUGGCGUUCCUGCAGCGCUCAUGGUGGUUGCCCUCAUUGUGUUCGUCAUAGGACACAAAAUGUAUAUCAUGGAGUCUCCAAAGGGCAACAUCCUGCUGCAAGUCAUUAACUGCAUUGGAUUUGCGCUUAAUAACCGUUUCAGACAUCGCGGUAAACAGUACCCAAAAAGAGAGCACUGGAUGGACUGGGCAGAAGAGAAAUAUGAUAAACUGCUGAUUGCACAGGUGAAGAUGGUGGUGAAGGUGCUGUUCCUCUACAUCCCGCUGCCAAUGUUCUGGGCUUUAUUUGACCAGCAGGGCUCCCGUUGGACUAUUCAAGCCACCACCAUGGACGGUAACUUUGGAGGGUUUGUAAUUCAGCCAGAUCAGAUGCAGAUCGUGAACCCUAUACUGAUUGUGAUUAUGGUGCCAAUCAUGGACUCUGCAAUUUACCCCCUCAUCAAGCUGUGCCGCAUUAACUUCACGCCCCUGCGGAAGAUGACUGUCGGUAUGGUUUUGGCAGCCUUAGCAUUUGUGGCUGCUGCUCUUUUGCAGCUUCAAAUCGACGAAACGAUGCCUAAGUUCCCAUCAACCUCUCAAACCCAGUUGAAGUUCCUGAACGUUGAGAGCACAUCAUUGCCUGUUGUGGUGGAGGGACAAGAUCAAUUCAUGGUUCCUGGAUUCAAUGCCUCAAGUGAAUACUUGACCCUGGACAAGGAGAAUGUGACCAUCUCUGCUGGAGGAGUCAAUGAUACAGCCUUUUUAAAGACCGGCACCAGGCACACAGUUUUAAUGAAUGCUGCUGGAAUGAGAAAUACGCUCGAUGACCUUACUAAGAAACCAGAGCAAGGCCUGAAUGCCAUUAGGUUUGUGAAUGGCUGGGAGAAUCGGCUGAAUGUGUCAGUGAAGUCUAAUAAUGUGCACGCGGAUCCCCUGGAUGCAUCAGUUUACUUAUUGGUUCCCCAUGGCAAAGUCAACUUUACAAUUUUUGACGGGGGCGACGGGAAGUGCCACUACAUUAUGCAGCUGGGCUUUGGAAGCACUUACACAGUCCUGAUCCCCAGCACCUUCGCCUUCGGACAAACUUGCAGCGAGAGCUUUGAAGCAGUGCAGGACAUGGAGCCCAAUAGGAUCCACAUGGCCUGGCAGGUCAUUCAAUACUUCCUUUUGACCUGUGGUGAAGUGGUGUACUCGGUCACCGGCCUCGACUUCUCCUAUUCACAGGCUCCGAGCAACAUGAAGUCGGUUCUGCAGGCUGGUUGGCUGUUGACCGUCGCUGUGGGGAACAUCAUUGUGCUCAUCGUGGCUGAAGCAGGAUCUCUUCCGGAUCAGUGGGCUGAAUAUCUGCUGUUCGCGUCUCUUCUGGUGGCUGUGAGCAUCAUCUUCGCCAUCAUGGCCUACUUCUACACCUAUAUCGACCCGAAUGAGAUCGAGGCUAAGUUUAAAGAGUUGGAGCCCGAGGACAAGAAAAGGAAAGAAAUGCAAAUGACGGCCAAAGACAAUAUGGCGUACGUACACAAUGAGAACACAAACAUCAAGCAAACCAAGAUCUAGACACUUUUUUUUUUUCUUCCCUCCUGAUCAGAGGUGUUCCACGUCGUGACUGAUCCAGCAUUUUCUUAAACAGUUAAGUGUGGGAUUUGUUGUAGCAGAAAAGAUUCUCAAAUCAGCCCAAGGAAAUGCUAAUUCUUCCUAAAUUGAAGUUUUGUUUGGGAUGAAGAGUGUGGGCUUGAGGGUUGGUAGUUUUGGAGGGUAUCAGACUGUUAAUGUGUCACUAUCGUGUGAUGGUGACUUUAUUUAUGAGUCUAUUAUGUUACUAUCAAUAAAUUGAUGGAUCGAAACAAGUGUUGCUCUGACAAUUGACUCUUAUCAUGGAAAAACAGUUAAAAAAAAUUAAAUUUAAAGUGAAAAA